CGUGCAUGUAAACAGUAAAUACUCCAAAAACUAUAAAAUUCAAAAAAUAAUUUAUAUGUCUAUUAAAUAAAUGAUAAGAGAUUAAAAAUUUUUAAAUAUAUUUUUUUACUAUAAUAAUAAAAAAUAGUAAUAUGAGUACAAAUAAUGAUACUAAUACUAAAAAUAUUAAAAAAACACAACCAACUAUAUUAGGAACCAAGCCAUCAUUUAUAAAUGCACAAUUACUAAUUUCAACUGGGAUUCCAUCACUGGAUACAAUUAUUGGAGGUGGAUUACCGAUUGGAACGAUUUUAUUACUAGAGGAAGAUAAGUAUGGGAACAAUGCAAAGACAAUCUUAAAAUAUUUUUUCGCUGAAGGCUGUGUCGCAAAACACAAUUUAUUUGUCGCCUCACAAGAUUUCCCGCCCGAUAAAUUUAUCGCUGACUUACCGGCAGUAAUAGGCCCUGACGACAAAUCUGCUUUACCUACGGGAUUUUCUGUUGUACCGACAGCUGGAUCUGCUGUACCGACACCUCCUCAGUCGGUAAGAGACGCAGACCGGAUGAAAAUCGCGUGGCGAUACGAGCACAUGAAAGCCAACGAUUCGCUGGCCAGCAAAAGCAAAAAUUCAAAAUACAACAGCGACUUUGGGCACUAUUACGAUCUGACCAAAACGAUGGACAAAAAUUUGAUCGAUAGAAAUAAAAUAUUUUACUGGAAUGAUGAUAUUGAUAAUCAUGGUGAUAAAUAUCGAAUGGGGUUCAAAAACAAUCGAUAUGUCGAUCUAUUGAAAAAUCUGCAGCAGAAAUUAAAGGCGGGAGAAUUCUACGUUACCGACAAACCAAAGCUGAGAAACAUUAUGAGGAUCGGGAUCCAUCGACUGGGAUCGAGAUUGUGGCUUAAUGAUGAUGGUGAUGCUGAUGAUGAUGAUGAUGAUGAUGAUGAUGAUGAUCGAAAAGAUUCCGGAGAUUUGAUAAGAUUUUUGUACUGCUUCAGAUCGUUACUUAGAAAUUGUUACGCUGUAGGAGUGAUUACUGUACCUGAUAUUUUUGAAGAUGACACGAUAAUGAAAAGAAUAGAAAAUUUAUCAGAUACGGCGAUAGCCUUAGAAUCAUUUGCCGGCUCAUCAAAAGAAACAAAUCCUAUUUUUAAAGAUUACCACGGAUUGCUUCACGUUAAAAAAUUAUCAGCGAUAAAUACUCUAGCGUCUCAUUGUCCAGAGUCUUACGACCUUGCUUUUAAAAUGCGACGGAAAAAAUUCGUCAUCGAGAUUCUUCAUUUACCACCGGAUUUUGGUGACGACGAUAAAAAUGAUGACAAUAAAAUCAUUCCUGGAUUUGGUUGUGGAUCAUCAAAACUUCUAGAUUUUUAAUAUUAAUAAUAAAUUAUUAAUUACUUAAUUAAUUUAUGUAUAUAUUAUUUACUAAUAAAAUUACUUUAUAAAAAAUAUCAUAUUUUAUUAGCUCGUAAAAUUUCCUCUCAAACGAGUACCCACAUGCCAGACUUCAAAUUUUAAAAAAUAUGAUACCUUAUGAUUAAUAUAUAACAUUUAUUAAUCAAAAUAUUGUUCGAUAAAAACCAUAGGAUGUUGGUACUCAUUUUUUUCAGGUCAUUACGACCAAAUCAGGUCUGAUGUCAGAUUUAAAAUAAAAAAAAAUCAUUAAUCAUUUCCGGAAUAAACAAAAAUCAUUUGUUUUUUUUUUUUAAAUGAUUUCAUUGGAUAGCUGCGAAAAAAUCCGUUGAAAUGAGUACCAACAACCCUUACUUUUUUUUUAGUCGAUUAACGUCAUUAAUCAUCAUUAAUUAAUUUGCAUUAAACAAUUUUAGAAAUCAGUUAUGAAUUAUUGGUACUCAUUUUUUAUGAAUUCGUUGUCAAUUCUUCACAGUAUUUGGAGUAAGGACGAAAUAUUUUUUUUUAUUAAUGAUUAAUUAGUCAUGAUUAAUCAUUAAUUAUGAUUAAUAGUCAUGAAUUUUCAUAAAAAGUUUGUUAUGCUAACUGUCGAUUGACAGACUUACUAAACGAUAAUCUUAAAAACUAUGAAUAUUUUCAUUAAUCAUUAAUCAUUUUUGAUAAAAAAAAAUACUGCGCAUUAAUCAUUAAUAAAAAUUAUUAAUUACGAUUAAUCUCAAUUAUUAAAAAAACAAAAAUUAAUUACUACGUCACAGUACUCGAUUUAGAAGUCUUUCAACAAAAAAUACAACGCACACUAAAAAUGAAACGCAAAAAAUAUAUCAUUAAUCGUAAAACAUUAAUCAUUAAUAAAUAUCAUUAAUCUCAAUUUCUAUAAAAAAAAAAUAAUUACUACGUCGUU
This is a messenger RNA of Microplitis demolitor, 2292 nucleotides long. It is a transcript of the gene Elp4, whose product is annotated as elongator complex protein 4. The record is from RefSeq and is a predicted model, not a curated record. The coding region runs from base 132 to 1352 and encodes 406 amino acids. Gene Ontology annotation, biological process: tRNA wobble uridine modification. Gene Ontology annotation, cellular component: cytoplasm; transcription elongation factor complex; elongator holoenzyme complex. Lineage: Eukaryota; Metazoa; Arthropoda; Insecta; Hymenoptera; Braconidae. The transcript is spliced from 5 exons.